This is a messenger RNA of Lactuca sativa (garden lettuce), 1262 nucleotides long. RefSeq lists its product as uncharacterized. Lineage: Eukaryota; Viridiplantae; Streptophyta; Magnoliopsida; Asterales; Asteraceae. The record is from RefSeq and is a predicted model, not a curated record.
ACCCAAUUCCUCUGUCAUCAUCAAUGGCCCCUCCGAAAGUAGGAGGAACCUUCUCCUUUUUGACGGAUAUAGAUCACAAAUUCCGUAUGCAAUUUUUGAUUGACUACCUGAAUGUAAAUUAAUCAACUUUUCCAAUGGGGAAUUGUUGUAACUUCGCUGUGUGCGGAGAGUGUUGUAUGACACGAUCAUUUAGCUCAGCCGGCCUAAAAUCUACAAUCACCACCCUCCACGACGGCGACACCACCAUCCACUGCUGGGUACCAAAAAAGUACAAACUCACCAAACCUAAUUUGCUCCUGAUUCAUGGUAUUGGAGCCAACGCGAAAUGGCAGUGGACUCGAAUAAUCUCCAGCGUCACUCCCCUGUUCAACGUCUACGUUCCCGAUUUGCCCUUUUACGGCGACUCCUACACGUCGCGACUUGAUCGGACGGAGCACUUCCAGGCGGAGUGCGUGAUGAUGACGAUGGAAGCGUUGGGAGUGAUGGGGAAAAUUAACAUGGUGGGGCUUAGCUACGGUGGGUUUGUUGCGUAUAGCAUGGCGGCGAAGUUCCCGGAGGCGUUUGAGAGGGUGGUGAUUCUCGGUGCUGGGGUUUGUUUGGAUUCGGAGAUAGAUUUGGAAGAGGGUUUGUUUAGUGCUAAAAACAUCAAAGAUGCUGCAAACGUUUUGCUUGCUCAAACGCCUGAAGGAAUCAGGGAAUUGUUGACGAUUACCUUCUUUAACCCCCCGAAUGUGAAUUGUGCACCCAAUUGCGUGCUCAACGAUUUUAUCGAAGAAAUGAACGUUGAAUACUUUGAAGAGAAGAAAGAAUGUAUCGAAGCUGUACAAAAGGAUAGAAAGUUUGCUGACCUUCCUAAGAUCCCUCACACAACACUAAUCAUUUGGGGGCAAGAAGAUCAGAUUUUCCCUUUGGAUUUGGGCUAUAGGUUAAAAAGUCAUUUAGGUGAAAUUGCGGAUCUUGUAGUUUUAAAGGAGACGGGUCACGCAGUCAACAUGGAGCAACCAAAAGAGUUGAUUAGACUUUUUAAGUUAUUCUUCAUCGAACGAUCUUUUCCUCAACGUGAAAACAGUGGGAAAGGGACGCCACUUUUGCGUUGAAUAAGUUAUGCAUUCGAUGUGUCAUGUUGCGUAUUUUGUACAACUUAUGUACAUAAUGCAACUAAAGAUACAAAAUAAGUUUGAAUAAUUGUUAUAACACGCUUACAUCAAGUACUUUAUGUAUGCAAGUUAAACAUAAAUGAUUAUGUUACAAUGUUGUUGUUA